AGUUACAAUAAUGGGGAAAUCAGAAAGUCAAAUGGAUAUUGUGGAAAAAUCAACAAAAUCUGGGAAGAAAUCCUGGAGCUUUGUGGCAAUUGGUCUGUCUGUCUUGCUGCUCCUCAUGACUUGUGCAGUGGUCGCCCUGGUGAUCCUGUAUGCCAGCAGCAGAGGCACUCACUAUGGCACCAAUUCAGGCAACGAAUGUACUACACCUGGAUGUGUUACAGCAGCUGCUAGAAUAAUUCAGAAUAUGGACCCAACAGCUGACCCUUGCAAGGAUUUCUACCAGUAUGCCUGUGGGGGCUGGCUGAACCGGCAUGUUAUCCCAGAAACUAGCUCCAGAUACAGCAUUUUCGACAUCCUGAGAGACGAGCUGGAGAUCAUCCUAAAAGGUGUGCUGGAGACUUCAGAUCAAGGGGACAGAGAAGCAUUUCAGAAAGCUAAAAUACUUUACAAGUCAUGCAUGAAUGAGAGUCUUAUAGAGCAACGAGAUUCAUUGCCUCUGCUAGAGGCCUUAAUGAUGGUUGGAGAUUGGCCAGUGGCUUCUGCAGACUGGAAUAAGACCAAAGAGCCAAGUUGGAGCAUGGAAGAAAAACUCUCCAUAAUGAACUCCAGAUUUAACAAACGUGUCCUCAUUGACAUGUUUGUAUGGAAUGAUGACCGGGAUUCCAGCAGACACAUCAUUUAUAUUGACCAGCCAAGUUUAGGAAUGCCAUCCAGGGAUUACUACUUUAAUGGGGGCAACUAUCAAAGAGUGAGAGAAGCUUACCUGCAGUUCAUGAUCACCAUUGCCAAAAUGAUCCGGGAAGACAAAAAUAUGUCUAAAGAUGAUUCCUUUGUCCAAGAGGAAAUGACAAAGGUUAUGGAGCUUGAAACAGAGAUUGCAAAUGCAACUACCCCAGCAGAAGAAAGGCAUGAUGUAACCUUGUUGUACAACAAAAUGACUCUAAAAGAGCUACAGGAAAAGUUUGCAUUGAACGAAUUUAACUGGACCAUCUUCAUCCAAGGUGUCAUGUCUUCAGUAGAUGUUCAGGUUGACCCAGAAGAAGAGGUUGUUGUAUAUGGCACACCCUAUCUGCAAGAGCUGAAAGCAAUUAUCUCAAAGUACUCAGCAAGCACCAUCCAGAACUACCUCAUUUGGCGAUUGGUAAUUGAUCGAGUCAGCAGCUUGAGUCGGCGUUUCAGGGAUGCUCGGGCCAGCUACAGGAAGGCACUUUAUGGGACAACGCUGGAAGAAGCCCGCUGGAGGGAGUGUGUGAGUUACGUCAACAACAACAUGGAGAACGCAGUGGGAGCAAUGUAUGUCAGGGAGACAUUUGCUGGUGAGAGCAAGAGGAUGGUCCGAGAUUUAAUAGAUAAGAUUCGCGAAGUGUUCAUUGAGACUUUAGAUGAGCUACAGUGGAUGGAUGAGGCAUCUAAAGAGAAAGCUCAUGAGAAGGCAAUGGCAAUUAAAGAACAAAUUGGCUAUCCAGAUUAUAUUUUGGAAGAUCAGAAUGAAAAACUAGAUCAGGAAUAUGCCAAUUUAAACUUCAGUGAACACAAUUACUUCGAAAACAUUCUGGAAAAUCUGAGAGCUGGAGCCCAAAAGAGCUUGAAAAAGCUUCGAGAGAGAGUUGACCAAGACAUAUGGAUAAUUGGAGCUGCAGUGGUCAAUGCAUUCUAUUCCCCCAAUCGGAACCAGAUAGUUUUUCCUGCUGGGAUUCUACAGCCCCCCUUCUUCAGCAAACACCAACCACAAGCCCUGAACUUCGGAGGGAUCGGGAUGGUUAUUGGGCAUGAAAUUACUCACGGGUUUGAUGACAACGGUAGGAAUUUUGAUAAAGAUGGAAAUAUGUUUGACUGGUGGAGCAAUUUCUCAGCUAUGCGUUUCAAGGAGCAGUCUCGUUGCAUGGUUUAUCAGUAUGGGAACUACACAUGGGAGCUGGCUGGAGGACAAAAUGUCAGUGGAAUAAGCACAUUAGGAGAAAAUAUUGCAGAUAAUGGAGGAGUCCGACAGGCUUAUAAGGCCUACUUAAAAUGGCUGGAAUGGGAAGGGAAGGAGCCAAAGUUGCCUGGACUGAAUCUGUCCCACAAACAGCUUUUCUUCCUCAACUUUGCCCAGGUUUGGUGUGGUUCUUACAGACCAGAAUAUGCUAGCCAGUCAAUAAAGACAGAUGUUCACAGCCCUCUGAAAUACAGGGUGAUGGGAUCUUUGCAGAACUUUGAAGCAUUCUCAGAGGUGUUCCACUGUAAAAAAGGCACAGCCAUGCAUCCUGCAGAGAAAUGCAGAGUGUGGUAACCAAAAAGAACACUGGCGAGAAUGACACAUACUCUGGUGACACAACAAACAGUUCUUGCCAAUGACGUGCCUGAUGUUCUCCCAGUCAGUCACAGCCAAGGCUAAUGGUGCAACUACUGUAGUGAGAAUCAAGGAAACUACAGCACUAAAGCUCGUACAG
Messenger RNA from Aptenodytes forsteri (emperor penguin), 2432 nucleotides. It is a transcript of the gene MMEL1, whose product is annotated as membrane metalloendopeptidase like 1. The record is from RefSeq and is a predicted model, not a curated record. Gene Ontology annotation, cellular component: plasma membrane. Gene Ontology annotation, molecular function: metalloendopeptidase activity. The transcript has 22 exons. Lineage: Eukaryota; Metazoa; Chordata; Aves; Sphenisciformes; Spheniscidae. Bases 11 to 2272 code for a protein of 753 amino acids. Gene Ontology annotation, biological process: protein processing.